Messenger RNA from Lactuca virosa, 1563 nucleotides. The record is from the annotation of a GenBank genome assembly. NCBI's taxonomy places the organism in Eukaryota, Viridiplantae, Streptophyta, Magnoliopsida, Asterales, Asteraceae.
UAAAAAGCGUAUAUAUCCUUUCCCUUUCUCUCUCUUGACCUAGCAUUCAACCAUCGUCACCGUCUUCCGCCCAUCACAACCUGUCGCCGCCCUCAUCAAUCCACCUCAAAAUCCCUAAAUCAAAACCACCGUGCUCUUAGAUUCACGCGAUUACGUUAAAACGUUCGUGUACAAGUUAGUCAAUUAAGGGUUUUAGAAGAAGAAAAAAUUAAGUAAAUUUAGGGUUUUCAGUUUACUGGAAUCCCUUAAUCUUGUCGCCGCGGAUCAGUGUUGUCUAAUCCUUGCAAAAAACAACAUCCAUUUUGGGGAAAUCGAAUUUGUUAUAUUUGUUUUAUUAAACAUGCGAGGAUUGCAGAAAUCAAAAAGGGUUUCAUGGGCGUCAGAUUUAAAUCUUUAUCAGGUGAAGCUGUUUUUAUCAGAUGAAUCUCCUUCACAAGUGGGAUUAAGUGGUCAAGAUCAUCUUCAAGCUAAAGAAUCAUGGCAUUCUGAUGACAAUUUGCCACCUGGAUUUGAAGGAAUUCAGCCUGCAAAUUUGUUUCAGAAUAAGUUAUCUCAAAUUACUCUCAUACAAUGGAAAUGCCCUUCUAGAUUCAUUCUGGAUCCCAAUUGGCAAGUAACAGCGGGAGAAGAAAGCAAAGAAGUUGACUUUGAAAGUCAACGUGAAAUGAGAAUACUCGAAGCAGUCUACCCACGCCCAUCAGCGAUCCCUCCAAAUCCGGCAUCACCAAUCCACACAGACAACUCACCAUACAACAACGACCACCACACUCCUCUCAUCCCCAUCACUCCAAUUGAAGACGAAGACACGUCACCCGCCACGUCAUCAAUCCCACCACCACCAACAACAACAACAACAAAUCACAUUCCGACAAGUGUCAUGUCCAAUGGGAUGGCGCCACCUGGCAUCGAACCGGAUGUAAUGAACGCAGCCUAUAAUGCCUUAACUACUGCAAUGUCAAGCAGUCAAGGAAACCUAAUUGAUCCUAAUUUACUCAUUAAAAUCCUCAGCACACCAACUCUAAUUGAAAAACUCGUCUCCUCCCACGGACCACCACUGCCGCCAAUCACCGCCACCACCACCACCACGACCCAACCGCCGUCUUCUUCUUCCGGUGGCUCGCUUUAUCCACAACCGCCAAGAUCAGGCGGUGGAGCGGUUUCGGUUUCCGGUCUGCCGCCGGCGCCGGCGGAGGUGGGGGUGAGUGGUCCGGCGAAGAAGGAUUUAAGUUAUUACAAGAGCUUGAUUCAGCAGCAUGGUGGAGAAAAAGGUGAACAGAUGAAUAAUGGAAAUAAUGUGAAAACGAAAGGGAAAGUGAUGAAAACGUGUAUCUAUUAUAAUAGCACGAGGGGGUGUAGGCAUGGAGCGAAUUGCAUUUAUCAACAUGAUUCUUCUUCUUCUAUUUCUUCUUCUACUUCACAACAGAGAGUGAGUAUGCCGGAAGCACAAACUGCAAAAAGAAUGAAAAUGGAUAGUAGGGAGAUUACUGGUACAUAAGUUUUUCAGUGUGAUGUAAAUGUGACACGUGUCGUCUGCUUACGGGUUGCUACAAAGAAAUGGGGUCU